This is a messenger RNA of Drechmeria coniospora, 1077 nucleotides long. RefSeq lists its product as uncharacterized. The transcript has 2 exons. Bases 1 to 1077 code for a protein of 358 amino acids. The record is from RefSeq and is a predicted model, not a curated record. Lineage: Eukaryota; Fungi; Ascomycota; Sordariomycetes; Hypocreales; Ophiocordycipitaceae.
AUGGUUGUUGUCCUCGUCAUGGCCAUUCUAGGCGUCACCGGUAUCCUCGCCCAGAUGGUUCACCACGUCCCUUCGUUCACGUAUCUCGGUUGCUCCAAGGUCGAUCUGACUUGCUUCGGCAAGCCCAUGACGUUCUCCAACGGCCUGACCCCGGAGACUUGCCAGAGAGCCUGCCAGGGCCAUCUGCUUGCCGCCAUCUUCCCCGACUCCUGCCGCUGCGGUGACGAUGCAAACUCCAUCACGAUAAUCGACGAGAGCGUUUGUGACCACCCCUGCAUGGGCAACGCGGCUCUGGGAGCCUGUGGCGGCGCGCGUCCUGACGAGGGCCCUGGUAUCGGUAAUGUCUAUGGACGAACUGGCUCCGCAACGCAAGUGCCCAGGCCUGUCACCACGAACACGGUAAAAUCCCUUUCCCUCUCAUUUCCUUCUGCUGCAUACUCGACUUGCUCGGAGCGCCCGGCGUCGCUGGCAACCUCCCAGGCGGCAUCGCCAGCCUCGCCGCUCGGGCCAGCUCCGGGCGUGCCAACGGCGUUCCCGGCCCACUCGGCUCUCCCAUCCGCUCCCGCGCUGCCAUCCUUUCCACCGGCUUCGAAGUCGAGUGAAUGCCCCGAGACUCCCUGUUCGGAGGCGGAGGCGUCCACGACCAGACCAUCAAAGUCCCUCACGCCAUCGCCGAAAAGUCCAGGCCAACCUGCGGAGCCUCCGUCCUACGGAGCGCCCACCUUGCCAACGCCGGAGACGGUUGUCACAGACAAGCCCAAGACCAAGACUCGUGUGCAUCCACAUCCAUCUACCCAUCCCCGACACGCGGCCUCGUCUUCGGCACCCUCCUGCAGCCCCGACACGCCGUCCCAGAGCGCCAACGACGACACAUCGGCCGGAGGCAACUGCACCUCGAUUGAGUCGGAUUCGAUCCCUCCCGAGACGACGCUGUGGCCCAAGGCGCCCGAUGGCUUGGAACCUCAAGUCCAGCCACCAGCUCCCUCACAGGUGCCCGGCUCCGAGUCGACCCACAGCCAUGUCCCGCUCUUUACGACCAUCGGGGGGCUGGCCUUGGUCGCGGCGGUGAUGAUGUAG